AUGUGGCAGAGCACAGUCCCUUUGUCCUUGCUUAGUGCAGUAGCCCUGCAGAAGCAGAGCUUUACAUGCUUUUAUAACAAUGCUCAGCUGGUGGCCUAGGAUAUUGUGUUCUGCUGCUGCCUCCUGUCACACAUGCUGUCCAUCUGCUGUCAUUUGUCCUGUCACUGUGUACAGCCUUCAAACUCCACUAUAAAAGCCACUAAUUUACUAACUUACAUAUGGCCUAAAAAAACUUCACAGUGCACCUUUCACCAUACAGUGUCACAACAGGAUUUACUGCAGGAUUCACUGCAGGACUCAAACCUGCAAUUUCUGCAACUAAGCAAUGACCUCAGCUUUCCUGAAUGCUGCCUCAUCUGUGCAAAAACCUUCCUGCCCAGGUUUGUGUGCAAGAGUUUUGUCAGGAAAGAUUUUGCCCCUUUGAUUACUCAGGAGGAGAAAACCUUCCCCUGGUUUGAUUUGACAGCUGUGCCACUGAGAAAGUCUCUCUUUAGCCAGCUGCUAGAAAAAGAGCUUGUCUGGUGCCAUCUGAUGCCUGGUCCUCUACUGUACCAGCCACCUUCUGGAGACUGUCCUAUAAAGCAACGUGGGCUGGUCAGCACCAAGACAUCUCUCACUUCAGGUGUAGUGGAGCCUAGUGUGAUACUGGAUGACAAGUCUCCGUUCUCCACAGCUGCUUCCAAUGGUUUCUCAGAAAUCCCACAGGAAAAUGCUGAGUAUGAUUCUAAAUCUUCAUAAACCAUAAUGAGCCUAUGAGGAAUGCUUUGUUGAGUUCUCAAGUUCUCAUCCCAGCCCCUUCAUGGGAUUAAGCCAUGCAAAAACCAGCACUGUUGAAUCUCAGAUUCUUUAAACUAUUCCAGCCAAUAACCCUAUGUACACAUUUUCUUCUAUUUCAAACUUGCUUAUCCCUGGUUGCCUGCGCUUUUCUAUUGUUUGGGGUUUUUUUGUCUGAAUUUGCUUAAUACAUAGUCUUGCCCUAUGAACUGCUUCAGUUUCAUUUGGUUUCUACUGCCGCUUCAAUACAAAACUGAAUUACAAAACCAAAUUACAGUUAUUGUAAUAACCAGUAGUGGCUCCAGCUUUGGUUUAAACAAACUAAAACAGGAUCAGAUCCAGUCUUUUUUUGUUGUAUUUUUUUAUUCCCCAUGGGGGAUCUUGAGAAAGCCAUUGUAUCCUGACAACAUACUAGUGAUUUAGUCAGGAGUGCUCUUUCUGUUGAGCCAGGCUUUCAUCAGCACUUCCUUCUACUUCCUUGCUGGUGAUAAUGCAUUCCACCCUCACCACCACAGACUAUAUGAUAUGUCCUUCAAGAAAAAAAAGGAGGUAACUGGAUUCUCUGUCCAAAUCCACCUGGGACAAAGCAAUUCUUAUUCCCUAAAUUCUCUAGUUUACUGUUCUUUUGUACUUUCUGCCACCACCUUUCGUGUUUCAGUACUGUUUACCAUGAUAAAACGCUGCCUGCCUUGUUUUGCUUCACAGGAAACAAUUUCUUUGGUGAGGCCAAAGAUUAGUUAUGCAUGUUGCACUUAGACCCCUCACUUAAUUAUGAUUGCUGACAGCAGCUGUUGCCACACAGUUAUUACCACAGUUAAUACCAGUUAUUGUAUAUGCAAUUUAUUUUACAACUGGUAUUAGAGCAAGCCCAGUCUGUAGACACUGAAGCCUGGGAGAAAUCUAUUCACUUGAGCAUCUGGGAAGUUCUUAUCAAUCACUUGUGCCUAAAAUAUGUCAAUGAUUGUUUUUUGGUCUUUUUUAAUCAACUGUGACACAGAAGUGAAAGACAGACAAUGGUAGAGUCUGAUCUACAACCUCCACUUCACUUAGUUCCUGUAAGCAAAUGAAGAAUUGCAGAAAAGAGACAAUGUGAGAAUGGGUUUGAUGUAAUAAAAUGUCUAAGAGUUGCA
This is a messenger RNA of Cyanistes caeruleus (blue tit), 1904 nucleotides long. The record is from RefSeq and is a predicted model, not a curated record. Lineage: Eukaryota; Metazoa; Chordata; Aves; Passeriformes; Paridae.